Physella acuta is the source of this 2553-nucleotide messenger RNA. RefSeq lists its product as uncharacterized. Lineage: Eukaryota; Metazoa; Mollusca; Gastropoda; Physidae. The record is from RefSeq and is a predicted model, not a curated record.
AUGACAAACAAAAUGGCGGGACCCCCCAAACCAAACAAAGAUUGUACUCUAAGAUCCCCUGUUUCAGGCGGGGCCCCCAAACCAAACAAAGAUUGUACUCUAAGAUCCCCUGUUUCAGGCGGGACCCCCCAAACCAAACAAAGAUUGUACUCUAAGAUCCCCUGUUUCAGGCGGGACCCCCCAAACCAAACAAAGAUUGCGGGACCCCCCAAACCAAACAAAGAUUGUACUCUAAGAUCCCCUGUUUCAGGCGGGGCCCCCAAACCAAACAAAGAUUGUACUCUAAGAUCCCCUGUUUCAGGCGGGACCCCCCAAACCAAACAAAGAUUGUACUCUAAGAUCCCCUGUUUCAGGCGGGACCCCCCAAACCAAACAAAGAUUGCGGGACCCCCCAAACCAAACAAAGAUUGUACUCUAAGAUCCCCUGUUUCAGGCGGGGCCCCCAAACCAAACAAAGAUUGUACUCUAAGAUCCCCUGUUUCAGGCGGGACCCCCCAAACCAAACAAAGAUUGUACUCUAAGAUCCCCUGUUUCAGGCGGGACCCCCCAAACCAAACAAAGAUUGCGGGACCCCCCAAACCAAACAAAGAUUGUACUCUAAGACCCCCUGUUUCAGGCGGAGCCCCCAAACCAAACAAAGAUUGUACUCUAAGACCCCCUGUUUCAGGCGGGACCCCCCAAACCAAACAAAGAUUGUACUCUAAGAUCCCCUGUUUCAGGCGGGACCCCCCAAACCAAACAAAGAUUGCGGGACCCCCCAAACCAAACAAAGAUUGUACUCUAAGACCCCCUGUUUCAGGCGGAGCCCCCAAACCAAACAAAGAUUGUACUCUAAGAUCCCCUGUUUUAGGCGGGACCCCCCAAACCAAACAAAUAUUGUACUCUAAGAUCCCCUGUUUCAGGCGGGACCCCCCAAACCAAACAAAGAUUGCGGGUCCCCCAGAGCUGGGCUACAACGUGAUGGUGUUUGACAGCGACAGCCAGAACUUUGCCAAUAUGGACAUGAACUGCUGCGACCUGUGGGACGACAUGGGGCUGGUCUUCUACCUGUACCCCUACAGUCUGGACGGUGUGGUCAUCGAAUAUCUGGCCGACAAAAAGUUGCCAGAUGUGGUACUCUCCAUGACGGUGGAGCUGGUGGGCGGGAAUGUGCGCGCGACUGUCCGGGACGACAAGAACGUCGAGGUCAAUGUCCUGAUGACCGGUGAGGUCCUGCAGGUCCACAGGUGGGCGGUGGUCAUCUUGAGCCGGCAGAAAACUACCGGCGACAUCAUCAUACAGGUGAACCAAACGGUGCAGGUGCUUCCAGCAGCUUUCAGCAAAGCCAAACAGUUCAACUCCCGCGGUCAGGUCUACGUGUCCCAUCCUUUGGCUGCCGGCAAGGUCAAAUACCAAGGUCGCGUCUGCUGUCUGGCGUUCUUCAACGCUUUGGUACCAAAAAAUAUCGAUCCACAGGUGGUUACAAGCUGGUUUACAGAGGCCCAGUGGCCCAACCCUGCCCCAACGGUCAAGGCCAAUUGUCCAGUUGGGGUCAACUACACCGGUCCACCCAUCACAAAAAUUUGGCCCCUCAACACGUCCAACUGCUCCAGCUUUGGAUAUGAAGUCAUACAAGGUCUGCCCCCUAUUGCUCCGCCCUAUUUUACGUGCUUGAGGUCCAAGGAGAACUGCGUCUUCACAGACAACCCAGUCGUUUACUUCGAUGGGUCAGAGUUAUCGUUCCUGAAAGCUGACUUCCCCGAUCAGACGAUGGCCGGAAACUUCACGGUCGCCAUGUUUAUCAAGCCCGAUACCCCGAUGGAGGGCGUUGUUUUGGAUUAUGUGGCUUCCCCGACAAACCUAGACGGAAUCUCUCGGCUGACGCUAACCCUAAACGCCGGUUUAGUAAAUCUGGAGAUGAGAAAUAAACUUGGAGUCUGCUUUAGCUUGACUUCCCUUAAGAUGUUAUCUACGACGUCCUGGGCUGUUGUCUAUUUCAUCUACUCUGCGAUAACCAACAGCGUCGCCCUCUACGUCAACGACACCUCGGUCAGCAAGCCUAUGGGCUGUGUGCGCACAUCUGCCACGACAUCCAUGGGGGUUAUUUACCUUGGCAACAGCCUGACCUUUGACUCGGGUUACCAUGGGAGCGCGGCGUGCCUCACCGUGGCUCAGGGCGUCAUGGACAACACGACGGCCGUGUCGGUCUUCAAAGAGCGGUGUCUAACACUGGACCUGCUUGUCGUCACGGACGGGGGCGCUAACGAUACAGACAUCUGCAAUGCAACAUUGAUAGGGAGAGAAAAACGAUUCAAACUGACCUCAGAGAACAACCAGCCUGACCCGGUUUUGAACCCGAUCAGUGUUGAUUUCGCCCGGUCCGUCCUGGAGUGCGCCUCACGAUGCGCGCGCAUGUCCCAGUGUCGCUCGCUGACGUACCGUAACACAAGCAGGAGCAGCAACUGCGCCCUCUAUGAUUUGGUCACAAGGAAAGGGCUAGUGGCCGAUCCAGGAAACAAGUAUUACACGAUUACCCUUAGCCAAACUUUGUAACGGUGCAGAGGUUCGAAUUAA